CGGGCCGAGUGUGCGGGCGGCUGACGCGGAAAUCCGAAUGGGGCUCGCGGGCCGCUGCCUCCCCGGUUGCUACGGUGGCCGGGGCGGGGCCAAGCCGCGCCGGGCGGGCUGGGCUGAGGCGCUUCGCGUUCGGCGGUCGCUGAGGCGCUGAGGCGGCUGCGGGCUCCCCCCGGCCCCGCCAUGGGGCCCGGCCCCGCGCCGCGCCCGGCCCGGCCUUCGCUGUGCGCUGCCCUGCUGCUGCUGGUGGUGCUGGUGGUCCUCCCGCCGCUCCCCGCCGCCGGUGAGCGGCGUCGCCUGGCGUGCUCCACCUGCCGGGACAUCGCGGACAGGUUCAACCAGGGAUUAGCAGAUACGGCGAAGAAGAACUUUGGUGGUGGAAAUACUGCCUGGGAAGAGAAGACGUUGUCAAAGUAUGAGUCCAGUGAAAUUCGUCUUGUAGAGAUCAUAGAGAAUCUGUGUGACAGUAGUAACUUUGAAUGUAACAACAUGGUAGAAGAGCAUGAGGAACAUAUAGAGAAAUGGUGGUUCAAACUAAAGAAGAAGUAUCCUGAUUUGUUUAAGUGGUUUUGCAUAGAAACAAUAGAAGUUUGUUGCCCAGCUGGAACUUAUGGACCAGAUUGCCUUGCUUGUCGUGGUGGAUCAGAAAGACCUUGUCAUGGAAAUGGCCACUGUGAUGGGGAUGGAACCCGUGGUGGAGAUGGCUCAUGUAGCUGCAACAAGGAGUAUACAGGAGAAUUUUGUUUGGACUGUGCUAGUGGUUACUAUAGCACCUUGAGAAAUGACACACAUUCUGUUUGUACAGCCUGCCAUGCCGCUUGUAAAACUUGUACUGGUUCAAGUAAUAAAGACUGCCAAGACUGUAAAGAAGGCUGGAUCAAAAAUGAAGAAGCAGCUUGUGUGGAUUUAGAUGAGUGUGCUUCUUCUCCUUGCAAAGAUGAGCAGUAUUGUUUGAACACAGAAGGAUCUUUCUCAUGCAAAGCAUGUCAUGCUAGCUGUGUAGGUUGCACGGGGGAAGGUUCCGACAAAUGUAAGACCUGCGCAUCUGGAUACAUGAAGGAAGAUGAAAAGUGUACAGAUAUAGAUGAAUGUAAUCUUCCUGAAAAGGUAUGCAUUAAAGAGAAUGAAGACUGUGUUAAUACUUCAGGUAGUUACAAGUGUGUAUGUUCAGAAGGGUUUGAAGAUAAGGAUGGAACGUGUGUUCAAACUGUAAAAACAGGAGAGGAAGUGGAGACUGAAACAACUGAGCCUUCACAUACUGGACAUGAGGACUUAUGAUGUGCAUCCAGAACCAAAAGACAUUCCUAUCUCAAGUUUUAAAUUAUUGGACUAAGUCUCUGCUAGCUGACUUACUGUGGGAAUGGUAUUAAAUAUGCAGGUUGCCAUUAAGAUUUUUUUAAAUGGUGAUAAACUGCUCUUUAAGCUGCAUUUCUUUAUUCUUAAAUACCACUUUUUUAUAGUUCUUUAAGAACAACGGUCUAGAUGGGUAAGUAUAAAAUUUGAAUUAACAUAACAUUGUACCCAACAAUUGUAAACAAAUUGAAGAUCUCUCAUUCUAGUGCCUACUGGUAAUAGUCAUCCUUUUUAGGAAGGACUUCGUUGCACUUCAUAAUUCAAGAAAAAAUCUAAACUGAAGCUUGGUGUUUCUUGACAUGAGAAAUAUUUCUGUAACUGAAAUACAGCUUUUAGAAAUUGUCAAAGGGAAUAUCUUUGGGGGGGGGGAGGAGAAAGUGUUCCCUUAAACAAAACAGAAUGCCUAAUACUGCAUUCAAUAAAAGUUUAUUUUGUUGGAA
Molecule: messenger RNA, 1790 nt
Organism: Cygnus olor (mute swan)
Lineage: Eukaryota; Metazoa; Chordata; Aves; Anseriformes; Anatidae
Gene: CRELD2
Product: cysteine rich with EGF like domains 2
Exons: 10
Coding region: 181-1275 (364 amino acids)
Molecular function (GO): calcium ion binding
Source: RefSeq, a predicted model, not a curated record